AUGGCUUGCCUUAACUGGAUAGUUCUGUUUUUUCUUCUUAUCUUCUAUAGCACUUUAAAUAGCGUCAUUUCGCAACGCUUCCCUUCAACUCGUCCCCCUGGAAUAUGGAAAAACAACCCAAAUAAUAGAAGCUGGAAUUUUAAUGAUGGGUCUCAAGUGAGACCCAUCCUAGCCAAGUACAGCUACGGCAGGCCAAAUUUUGGAUUUGGUUUUUUCAAAAAUGGAAGUACCAAUGCCUUCUAUCUAGUCGUAAUUAAAUUCCGAGCUGGAACCAUUUUUGCUACAAGUGAAUACGAUCCUCCUCCAAUAGUAGUUUGGUCUGCCAAUAGAGAUGAUCCCGUUGGAGAAAAUGCCACACUAGAACUAACUGCAAGUGGGAAUAUGGUAUUGAAAGAGAGUGAUGGCAGCCGUUUAUGGUCUACAAACACCAUUUGGAAAAAUUCUACCAGCAUAACUUUGAAUGGAGAAGGAGACUUGAGACUUGAAAACAAUGUGCAAGGUUUUCUCUGGCAUUCCUUUGCCAAUCCUACUGAUGCAUGGGUCCUGGGGCAGCACUUUCGUCUACCAAAACAAAUGAGCUCCAGUGUCUCAAGCACCAAUUUCUCUACAGGUAUGUUCUAUCUUACUAUUGGUGAUGGUGGCCUUCAGGCAUUUUUUGCUUCUGAUCCACCACAAAUGUACCGUGCCAUAUUUCUUUUUCAAAGGGACUACCUGUUAUACAAUUUUAGCUGCGGUUUUCUCAAUUACACCGAAGGACAUGUGUACUACGGGUCAGAAAGAGGAGAUUUCCAGUACAUAAGAUUGGAACCAAAUGGCCACCUCAACGUUUACCUACUUGUUGAUGGGUACAAGGAGACGCUAAUGGCUAAUCUUCUGGAAGAUAAGCAGCUUGGGGACUGUAUAUUUCCAACAGUAUGUGGCAGAUAUGGAAUUUGCAGUGAUGGAAGAUGCACUUGUCCUGGAGCAAGCAGAGAAAACGUAAGCUAUUUUAGGCCAUUAGAUGCCACCCAUCCCAGUUCUGGAUGUGAAGAAAUCAAUCCUCCCUCUUGCUUAGACACCAAACUUCACACCUUUCAAGAACUUGAGAAUGUCACCUACUCCAGUUUUGAACCUCAGUUAUAUCAUACAGAUAUAGACAGGUGCAAGAAGGAAUGUUUGAGUGAUUGCCAUUGCAAAGCAGCUUUCUUCAAAUAUGAAGUCAAAAUGUCAGAUGGAAAUUGUUCAUUGCUAACAGAGCUCUUCUCGCUGAUGGCUGUGGGAAAGUCAGCUUCAACUUAUAAUAACUUUGCGUUUAUCAAAGUACAGAGCCCAUCAGAUCGAAAGAAGUCAUUUUUGGUUUUGACAUUGGCAUCCUCUCUAUCGAGUCUCCUAAUUUUCACUGUACUUGUCAUUGGAUCACACUAUCAUUAUGCAAAGUGGAGGAAUAAAUUUUUCUUUGGGAGGCAGAGGGAGGAGAAUUUUACAGGUGAAUCUUCACUUGACGUAUCCACUGUGUUGAAGAAAUACUCUUUUGAAGAUAUGAUAUCUGCAACAAAAAAUUUCAAUUUGAUGCUUGGUAAAGGAGGAUUUGGGACAGUAUCCCAAGGUACUUUGGAAAAUGGUGAGAAAGUUGCUGUGAAACAAUUAGGUUCUGAUGUGCAGCAAGGCAAAAAGGAAUUCGUUGCAGAGGUCAAGACAGUAGGCAGAAUCCACCAUUUUAAUCUGGUUAGGUUGAUGGGAUACUGUGCAGAGAGAUUUAACAGGCUUCUUGUUUACGAGUAUAUGAGCAAUGGCUCUUUAGAUAAAUGGAUUUUCGAUCAAAGCAAAGCACAAGCUCUGACUUGGGAGAUUAGGCAGAAGAUCAUUGUUGGAAUAGCGAAGGGACUUGAGUAUUUGCAUUAUUAUUGCAAUAAAAAUAUCAUUCAUUUCGACAUUAAGCCUGAAAAUAUUCUCUUGGACAAAGAUUUUAAUGCAAAGAUUUCUGAUUUUGGCUUAGCAAGGUUGUUUGACAAGAAUCAAAGCCACGUGUCUUCUUUGCCAAGGGGAACACCCGGAUAUAUUGCCCCUGAGUUGAUUAGGGGCCAUGAUAUCACAGCCAAGAUUGAUGUCUACAGUCUUGGAGUUGUGAUCUUGGAAAUUAUUUGUGGACGGAGGAAUUUAGGUUCUCCAGGUGAUUAUCUGAUUGAUAUUGUGAAGAUGAAGGUAGAACAAGAUCGACUUGCUGAUCUUGUUGAUGACUGUAACAAUGAUAUGCAAGUCCAUAAAGAAGAUGCUGUUAAGGUGAUGAAGAUUGCAAUCUCAUGUCUACAGACAAAUCUCUGUAGAAGGCCCUCUGCAUCAAAAGUGGUGAAGUUUUUGGAAGGUUCGAUGGACAUAGAACCUAUAUCUGAUUAUAGUUUCUUAACUAUCAUCCAUGUUGAAGCACCAAUAGCUAUAGUUGAUAGAAUUGAUUCAUCUUUUCCCAUGCCCUCUAUUCUAUCAGGACCUAGGUAA
Messenger RNA from Theobroma umbraticum, 2472 nucleotides. Its product is annotated as G-type lectin S-receptor-like serine/threonine-protein kinase SD2-5. Gene Ontology annotation, molecular function: protein serine/threonine kinase activity; ATP binding. The record is from RefSeq and is a predicted model, not a curated record. Gene Ontology annotation, biological process: protein phosphorylation. Lineage: Eukaryota; Viridiplantae; Streptophyta; Magnoliopsida; Malvales; Malvaceae.